AUGCCCCGGACCGACACCCAACGACCGCCUUCACCCACCGCCCGGCAUUCCACCCGACCUUCACCCGACACCCCUCAUCCACCGCCACGAGCACCCCCGGACCCCCACUUCAUCUUUCCCGCACCGAGACCCCCUCCACGAUCACUCAGCACCCGAUCGCAUCCCACCGCGACACCCCCGGAUCACGACGGCACGCCAUCACUCCCCCGAGAACCCCGACCGCCCCCGGAGCCUCAUCUUACCCCGCACGGAGCACCCCCGGACCGCUCCACCCUGCACCGACACCCCCGGGACCCGCAUCCACCGCACGCCGAGCACACCCCGGACCACCAUUUCACCCGCAUGCCGACGCCCUCAUCCACCCGCACCGAGCACCCCCGGAGCCGUCAUCCACCCCGCACGAAGCCCCGGGACCGCCACCCGACGACCCCGUCAUCACAGCCCGCCCGAGCACCCGGAACCCCGCCCUCAUACCCCGCACCGACCCCCAGGCACCGCACCACCCGCCCGAGCCAGAACCGCCCCCGGAGCCUCAAUCUACCCCGCACCAGCCGCGACCCCAUCACCGCCCGACCCCGGGACCCGCAUCCACCGCACCGAGCACCCCCGGAACGCCCGGAGCCUCAUCACCCGACCGAGCACCCCAGGGCACCCGCAUUCCCGCCCACACCCCGCCCGGCUAGCCCCGCACCCGAGCCUGACCAUCAGCCCACCCCGCUCGAGCACCGGGACCGAUCCCACCCCCCCGGCAAAACCGACAACGCCCCGGAAGCCUCAUCUACCCCGCACCGACACCCCAGGACCGCAACACCCGCACCGAGCCCCGGCGCUCCCACCGUAGCACCCCCAGGAACCGCCCGGAGCCUAUCUACCCAACGGCACGACCUACCGCACCCAGGAGCCCACCCCCAGCCGGACACCGCCGCAUCCACCCCCGGCACCACGCCGGAGGCUCAACCCAGCACCCCCGUCAACCGCGACACCCCGGACCCGGCCUCAUCUACCGCACGAGCACCCCCAGGGCACCCCGCACCUACACCCCCCACCGACCAUACGCACCAGCCCCGGGACCCGCAUUUCACCCGCACCGAGCACCCCCGGAACCACCCCCAGAGCCAUCAACCCCGCACCGAGCACCCAGGGACAUCCCCGCCAUCCCCCAUCACCCGCACACGAGCACCCCCCGGAACCGCCCCCGGAGCGCUAUCUACCCUGGCACCGAGCACCCAGGACCCCAUCCCCCUGCACCGAGCACACCCGGACCCGCAUUCACCCCGCCACAGACACCCCCGAACGCCCCUCCGGAGCCUCAUCUUCCCCGCACCGAGCACCCCAGGGACCCCACCUUACCCUGGCAUCGAGCAGCCCCACCACUGCGACCCGGCACCCGAUACCAUUCCCCUGCACGAGCACCCGGAACCGCCCCCCGGAGCCUCAAUCUACCCCUCACCGAGCACUCCCAGCGACCCCCAUUCACCCUUGAACACCGAGCACUCCAGACCCCGUGACACCCCCACCGACCCAUCACCCCGCACGAGCACCCGCGCCCCGGGACUCACUCAUCCCUCCCGAGCAUCCCCCGGGACCCCCAUCGAACGGGAGCCCAUCACCCGCUCGCUCAUCCACGGCCGAGCACCCCCGGAACCGCCCCCCGUGGCCUCAUCUACCCUCACGAUACCCACCAGGGACCCCCCAUCCACCUGCCGGCCACCCCGGCACCGCCACACCCUGCUGACCGAGACCGCGCCGGACGUCAUUCACCCCCACCGAGCACCCCCCGAAGCCGCCACCUUCCAGAGCCUCUACGACCCCACCGAGACAGCCGCCCGGAGCUUAUCUCCCUCACUCGACGCCCGUCCGCCGACCCCCAUCCACCCGCACGAGGCACCCCCCGGAACUUGCCCCCCGUGA
Molecule: messenger RNA, 1911 nt
Organism: Chelonoidis abingdonii (Abingdon island giant tortoise)
Lineage: Eukaryota; Metazoa; Chordata; Testudines; Testudinidae
Source: RefSeq, a predicted model, not a curated record